GACGCCCAGCUCCUCGGCCGUCUGGAUGGUGCGUCUGAGCUGACUGGUCCACACCUUCAGGAUAUGUGAGGUCUGCCGCUCUCAGAUUCCUUUGCCUUGUAUGGCUAAAGGCUCCAGAUGCGCCCGGCUGCGGGACGCUGACCUUAUUGGCCGGCUCAGGAACAGGGAGGUGUGGAGAAACGCCUGAAAAACCAAACAAACUUCCCUUCAGCCCAGCGCAGGAACAGACCGUCUCCAACCCUCUUCAACUCAAAAACAAGAAGCAAACCCUGCGGUCAGAAUGUCUGCAGCCAAGCGUGCCAAAGGAAAGACCACAAAGAAGCGGCCGCAGAGGGCCACGUCCAACGUCUUCGCCAUGUUCGACCAAUCCCAGAUCCAGGAGUUCAAAGAGGCCUUCAACAUGAUCGAUCAGAACAGAGACGGAUUCAUCGAUAAAGAGGAUCUACACGACAUGCUGGCCUCUCUGGGGAAGAACCCGUCUGACGAGUACCUGGAGGGAAUGAUGAGCGAAGCUCCGGGUCCCAUCAACUUCACCAUGUUCCUCACCAUGUUUGGAGAACGUCUGAACGGCACCGAUCCUGAAGACGUCAUCCGAAACGCCUUCACGUGCUUUGACGAAGAGGCUUCUGGGUUCAUCCAUGAGGACCAUCUCCGCGAGCUGCUGACCACCAUGGGUGAUCGUUUCACUGAUGAAGAAGUGGACGAGCUGUUUCGCGAGGCGCCAAUUGACAAGAAAGGAAAUUUUAACUAUGUGGAGUUCACUCGCAUCCUCAAACACGGGGCCAAAGACAAGGACGACAUUUAAAAACAGCAGCAGAUUCAUAUGUAUGUCAAGAUCUAAUGAUCCUGAUGAUUCAACAGUUCAGUCUUUUAAGAAACCACACUGUAAUGCACUAGAAUACCACUCAAAAAGCCUUAGCAUACUGUAUAUUUCACACUGUGUUGGCGAGUGCUGCAUGUGCGAACAUACUUUAGAUCCCGUAUUCAUGUUUUCUUUCUUCGCCUCUCCAGAUAAAAUCACCUGUUGUGUGUGUGUAAGAGACUGAAGCAGAUAAUUAUGCUCUACAGGAGCCAUUUUUGAAGUCCAAAAACACCCUUUUAGAUAUUAAGAAGCUUCACAUUAUAGUUUUGCUGAUUUCAUGUAUUAAGAAUAAAGUUUGUACAUUUCAGAAUAUGUGCUGUAAGAAAUUGAAUUAAUUAGCAAUUAGCAUCAUUUUAAAAUAAAGACGCUUUUCC
Molecule: messenger RNA, 1236 nt
Organism: Sinocyclocheilus rhinocerous
Lineage: Eukaryota; Metazoa; Chordata; Actinopteri; Cypriniformes; Cyprinidae
Product: myosin regulatory light polypeptide 9
Exons: 5
Coding region: 281-805 (174 amino acids)
Molecular function (GO): calcium ion binding
Source: RefSeq, a predicted model, not a curated record